This is a messenger RNA of Chelmon rostratus (copperband butterflyfish), 2463 nucleotides long. RefSeq names its product v-akt murine thymoma viral oncogene homolog 1 (gene akt1). The coding region runs from base 448 to 1869 and encodes 473 amino acids. NCBI's taxonomy places the organism in Eukaryota, Metazoa, Chordata, Actinopteri, Chaetodontiformes, Chaetodontidae. Gene Ontology annotation, molecular function: ATP binding; protein serine/threonine kinase activity. The transcript is spliced from 15 exons. The record is from RefSeq and is a predicted model, not a curated record. Gene Ontology annotation, biological process: protein phosphorylation.
UUUGGGAGGUGUAGUGGAAGAAAGGCAAAGAAACGGAGUAAAUGAGAGCACUUUUGUCCAGAUUGUUGAAGGACUUAUCAACUUAAUAUACCGCCGAAACAGCUCACUAUAAUGAGACGGACACAUUGUUGAAUUCCUGUCCAGGUAAAUGUCCGCGCUUCCUUCGCAUGGUUAACUACAAGAGGUCGACAGCUAGACAGGGGAACUUGAAAGAGGAACUUGGCACUCUGAAGUAGAUCACACUCGUACUGGUUCCAUUGUGGCAUUUGAACACAAACCAAGCGUCGCUUCAGGGACUGUUUUCCAGCAACAGGUAACCACCAUUGAGGCUUUAAACCCCAGGACCCCGUCUCCAGGCUCCUGCACAGGGCUGAGUGAAGGAAACUUGGGAAACAAAGCUGUGUCUCUCCCUGUGGGAAUCCUGGAUCCUCCACCCUGCCCACCAACAUGACCAAUGUGGUGAUUGUCAAGGAGGGAUGGCUGCAUAAAAGAGGAGAAUACAUCAAGACCUGGAGGCCAAGGUAUUUUCUUCUGAAGAGUGAUGGUACAUUCAUCGGCUACAAAGAGCGACCGCAAGAUGUUGACCAGCUGGAAACCCCCUUAAAUAACUUCUCUGUCGCACAGUGCCAGCUGAUGAAGACAGAACGGCCCAAGCCCAACACAUUUAUCAUCCGCUGCCUGCAGUGGACCACUGUCAUCGAGCGUACCUUCCACGUGGAGACCCCCGAGGAGAGGGAAGAAUGGACUAAAGCCAUCCAAGCAGUGGCUGAAGGCCUGCAGAAACAAGAGGAGGAGAUGAUGGACUCCUCUCCAGACCCCAUGGACAUGGAGGUCUACCUGACCAAAAUCAGACACAAAGUGACUAUGCACGACUUUGAAUACCUCAAACUCCUGGGAAAAGGCACUUUUGGCAAAGUUAUCCUGGUAAAGGAGAAGGCCACAGGACGCUACUAUGCCAUGAAGAUCCUAAAGAAGGAGGUGAUCGUAGCAAAAGAUGAAGUGGCGCACACACUUACAGAGAACAGAGUCCUCCAGAAUUCAAAGCAUCCGUUCUUGACAGGACUAAAAUACUCCUUCCAGACACAUGACCGCUUGUGCUUUGUCAUGGAGUAUGCAAACGGCGGUGAGCUUUUCUUCCAUCUGUCAAGGGACCGCGUGUUCUCAGAGGAGCGGGCACGGUUCUACGGUGCAGAGAUAGUGUCAGCGCUGGACUACCUGCAUGCUGAAAGAAACGUGGUCUAUCGAGAUCUAAAGCUGGAAAACCUCAUGCUGGACAAAGACGGACACAUAAAGAUCACAGAUUUUGGCCUGUGCAAGGAGGGGAUCAAAGAUGGGGCCACCAUGAAAACGUUCUGUGGGACACCAGAGUACCUAGCACCAGAGGUGCUAGAAGACAACGACUAUGGCCGUGCUGUGGACUGGUGGGGCCUGGGUGUGGUGAUGUAUGAGAUGAUGUGUGGCAGACUGCCUUUCUACAACCAGGACCACGAGAAGCUGUUCGAGCUCAUCCUCAUGGAAGACAUCCGCUUUCCUCGCACGCUCGGCCCCGAGGCUCGCUCGCUGCUCUCUGGCCUUCUCAAGAAAGACCCAAUGCAGAGGUUAGGUGGAGGGCCUGACGAUGCCAAGGAAAUCAUGCAACACAAGUUCUUUGCAGGAAUUGAGUGGCAAGAUGUUUAUGAGAAGAAGCUGGUCCCGCCGUUUAAGCCGCAAGUUACCUCGGAGACGGACACACGAUAUUUUGACGAGGAGUUCACAGCACAGACCAUCACUAUUACGCCACCCGGACAAGAUGACAGUAUGGAGUCAUUCGACAGCGAGCGGAGACCCCACUUCCCCCAGUUCUCCUACUCUGCCAGUGGGACAGCCUAAACGACUCAUACAUUCCCCUGGUCCCACCAUCUCCCCUCACCCCACCCGACUGCACUCUCAAAAGAGCGGGGGCCGCAGCCCCUGUCCUCCCAGCAUUGUCUGCAGAUGCCGUUGGUGGAUGUAACAUUUACAGUCUGCAAGUUGUGUUUUCCAGGAAGAAGGAAGUUCAAGACAAAAGAAAGAUAACUGUGGUUGUUCUGUGAGGCCUUUUGAAGGCUGACCACGGAGAGAGAGUUAACACUACCCUGCAUUUCCUGGUUGUUAUGUUGUAUACUGAGCAGGCAUCCAUACACCAUAAUGAAGGGGGAAAUGUAGUUAUGUUAUGCACAAAUUAGGCCACUGGUGAAUUUUGAAAAGGGCCAUUUUGUAUUGAAAAAACACAACUGAAUAUCAAUCAAUCAUUUAAAGUAGAAAAAGGCAUACUGUGGACCAAAAACAUCAUGUGAGCAGAGAGUGUGUUGUUUGUUGAGUGGGUAAUAAAUCCAUGUUUUCCUCUCUAAGACUUCUGAACAAUUCAAAUUCAGACUUCAAGACAUUUUUGGCUUCAAAAGUGAAUGUACCGUAUCAAAUAAAGUUGAUCUUUCUGCAUACUUC